Molecule: messenger RNA, 795 nt
Organism: Amaranthus tricolor (Joseph's coat)
Lineage: Eukaryota; Viridiplantae; Streptophyta; Magnoliopsida; Caryophyllales; Amaranthaceae
Exons: 5
Coding region: 1-795 (264 amino acids)
Source: RefSeq, a predicted model, not a curated record
AUGAGGGUUCAGAGGUUAGAGGCUGCUUUUAUGAAUGCUCAACACUCUAUGCCUCAGGAUCCUCACAAUGUGGCUUAUGCUUCUCAAGAGUGUGAAUUAGCGACAGCUCUACAGCAAGCUCAGAUUGAUCACACUUCUUUGCUACAACAGAGAGCUAAGAUGUCUUGGCUUCGUUUUGGUGAUGAUAACACAUCCUUCUUCCAUAGGAGCAUAAAACAACGAAGGUUAACCUACCAAUCAUUAGGGACGGCUAUGUACUCAAUCAAACUCAAAGGGAUAUGCUCAUUGUCCUUUACUGCUCAGGAAACUAAAGAUUCUUUAUGGAGUAUACCGAAUGAUAAAGUUCCAGGCUUAGAUGGUAAUGAUGUUGUUAGGAAUUAUCAAGAGUUCUUUACUAAUGGAAAGUUGCUCAAAGCAUGGAAUGUUGAUGCCAUUAUUCUGAUCCCUAAAACUGCUUGCCGUUCACGUCCAGGAAAGAACAGUCUGUUACACAUGUGCUUUAUAAAUGAUAUUGUUAAAUAUUACUCUAGAAAACACUGUUUACCUAGUGCUCUGUUAAAGAUUGACCCGCACAAAGCAUAUGAUAUGAUGGAGUGGCAGUUUAUUAAAGACAUGCUAGUGGCUCUCAGAUUCCCUUCUUGUUUCAUAUGGAUUGUGAUAGCUUGCAUAUCUUCAACUAGCUAUUCUCUACUCAUUAAUGGUAGCCCGUUGGAAGCUUUUGAUGCUCAAAGGGGCCUGGACCAAGGGGAUCUCAUGUCUCCGCUAUUGUUAGUAUUGGGCAUGGAGUAUCUAUAA